This is a messenger RNA of Calidris pugnax (ruff), 1129 nucleotides long. RefSeq names its product dickkopf-related protein 3-like. The record is from RefSeq and is a predicted model, not a curated record. The annotation marks the transcript as partial. Gene Ontology annotation, biological process: negative regulation of canonical Wnt signaling pathway. Lineage: Eukaryota; Metazoa; Chordata; Aves; Charadriiformes; Scolopacidae. Gene Ontology annotation, molecular function: co-receptor binding; receptor antagonist activity. The transcript has 4 exons.
CGACAGCGCUACACCUGUGUGUGAACUGUCUGCCAAUGAAACCAGGAAUAACGACAAAGAAGAAGAUCUCCCAAUCAUGGAUGAGAUGCCAUUUCUUGGCUUGAUACCUAGACAGACCCUUUCUGAUUAUGAAGAAAGCAGCGUCAUUCAGGAAGUGCGUGAAGAAUUGGAGAGCCUGGAGAACCCAGCAAGUUUGAAGCCUCCUCACGACCCGUUUGGUUGUGUAGUGACGGGAUACAAUUCCAACCACCUUUCUACAACAGGGUGUGCAGAACUACUGUUUCCUGUGUGCACCCCGUUACCUGAAGAAGGUGAACCCUGCCAUGAUCCUUCAAACAGACUUCUCAACCUCAUCACCUGGGAGCUGGAACCCGAUGGAGCACUCGUGCGAUGCCCCUGCGCGAGUGGCUUGAUCUGCCAACCUCAGAGCAACAGCGCUACACCCGUGUGUGAACUGUCUGCCAAUGAAACCAGGAAUAAUGAAAAAGAAGAAGAUCUCCCAAUCAUGGAUGAGAUGCCAUUUCUUGGCCUGAUACCUAGACAGACCCUUUCUGAUUAUGAAGAAAGCAGCGUCAUUCAGGAAGUGCGUGAAGAAUUGGAGAGCCUGGAGAACCCAGCAAGUUUGAAGCCUCCUCACGACCCGUUUGGGUGAGAUGAAAUUUAAAAGUCCAAACACCAGAAAGUUUAGUUAGUUAAUUCUAGAAAUUUUUGUCUAGUGUCUUGCUUCUAUAAACCCUAAACACGUACUGCUGGAUAGAAGUGCAAUAAUCGAGGUCUUCAACAAGCAUCCUUUUGUGUGCACCCAACCUGCAUGUUCAAAUGAUUUUUGAAUUAAAUCAACCCUUGGACCAAACCUGCUGUCAAAGACAAAUGAGAAAUAUAGUAAAGUUUCUUCUGGAUUAGUACUUUCCCCUUGUACGUUAGAAAUAAACUUAUCAGUACUUUUACUCAUUAAAAAAAUACACAUAAGCAUAAAGAAUCUUAAGUUAUUAGUGACUGUAGAAGUGACCUUUGAGUACCUAUGUUUAGAAUCACUCAUUUUUCUAGGGUAAGAAUCAUGUACUUUGGACUGUUUUAAUAUGUUGUUUUUUUUUUUUAAUUUUAAAAAAUACAAUCACUGAAGCUGCAA